This is a messenger RNA of Solanum lycopersicum (tomato), 1776 nucleotides long. RefSeq names its product pentatricopeptide repeat-containing protein At1g08070, chloroplastic-like. Gene Ontology annotation, molecular function: protein binding; zinc ion binding. The record is from RefSeq and is a predicted model, not a curated record. Lineage: Eukaryota; Viridiplantae; Streptophyta; Magnoliopsida; Solanales; Solanaceae.
AUGAAAGCAUCACUGAAGACUUCUACACAGUUUUCAUCCAUCUAUGGUUUCCGCCGGGCUUAUACAAUCUCAGCUUCAGUCGAUUUGCCAAUGUGUGAAGUCCCUGACCAAAGGCACAUGAAUCGACAGAGAGCCUCCGGUAAACCAAUCGACCAAUUCUCGCUUAUGAAAUUGAUUGAUUCUUCCAUUUCUUCAAAUGGGUUUGCUCCUACUUCUCUUCUAUUCCACGAGUUCUCUCGUUCCAUUGAUGUUAAUUUAUGUAAUACACUUAUCAGACGCUAUACGGAUUCAAAAAAUCACUCGCGUGCAGUUUCCGUUUACGCCCAAAUGCGUAAACUGAAUAUCCUUCCAGAUUCCUCUACAUUCCCGAGCGUUCUCAAGUCUGUUGCUCUGUUAUGGUGUGGAGAAGUUGGGAAAUCCAUCCACUGUAAUGCAAUUCAGUUGGGUUUCACUUCUGAUGUAUAUACAAACACUGCUCUGGUCCACAUGUAUGGCAUAUGUGGACAACCAGAUGAUGCUCAUCAACUGUUUGAUGAAAUUCCUGACCGGAAUGUAGUUACGUGGAAUUCGUUGAUCACGAGUUAUACGCAUAAUAGGAUGUUCAGAGAAGCAAUUGAUGUGUUCAGGGAGAUGCUAGCUUCUGGGGUUACACCAGUUGAGGUCACUAUGGUUGGAGUUUUAUCAGCUUGUUCUCAUUUAGGAGCUCUGGGUCAAGGGAAGUGGAUCCAUGAUUAUAUUGUCAAGAAUCGGUUGAGAGUGAAUGUAUAUGUCGGUACUGCGUUAAUUGAUAUGUAUGCUAAAUGUGGAGACAUUGAUGAGGCAAAAAAGGUUUUUGAAACUAUGGGGUUAAAAAAUAUUUAUACAUGGAAUGUAUUGAUUUCGGCAUAUGCCAUGAAUGGACAAGGUGAGGCUGCAUUGCGGACUUUUGAUAGGAUGAUUGAAAAAGACUUAAAGCCUGAUCAUGUUACUCUCCUUGGUGUUUUAUGCGCUUGCUGUCACCAAGGUUUUGUGGAGGAAGGUAGAAGGCUGUUCUCAAGCAUGAUAAAUCAGUUUGGAUUGCAGCCAAAGAUUGUGCAUUAUGGGUGUAUGAUUGAUUUACUUGGACGUGGUGGGUUCUUGGAUGAAGCUAUGGAAAUUAUUCAUUCUAUGAAACUAAAGCCAGAUGCAAUAAUAUGGAGGACACUACUUGGUGCAUGCAGAUUUCAUGGAAGAGAAGAACUUGGUGAAUUUGCUUUCCAUAAGCUUCUGGAGCUGGAACCAACGAAUGGGGAAAACUACGUGUUAAUAUCAAAUGUUCAUACUCAAAAAAAGAAAUGGACUGAAGUUGGAGAAGUCAGGGAGCUGAUGGACAGCAGUGGUAUUAAAAAGAUUCCUGGAUGCAGUUCAAUUGAACUAGAAAAUGCAGUUUAUGAGUUUAAGGCAUCUGAUCCACUUAAAACAGGGAAUGAAGAAAUACAUAAGAUGUUGCAAGACAUGAAAAAUCAGUUGAAGUUAGCUGGUUAUGUGCCUGAAACAGAGAUAGCUCUGUAUGAUAUUAAUGAAGAGGAAAAGGAGCAUAAUCUGAUAUUCCACAGUGAAAAGCUUGCUCUGGCAUUUGGGCUGCUACACUCAUCUGAGCCUACAUUAAGGAUAAUGAAGAAUUUAAGGAUUUGUCAGGACUGCCACCAAUUCUUUAAGCUUGCUUCAGCAGUUUAUAAAAGAAAUAUUGUUGUUAGAGAUAUAAAGCGCUUCCAUCAUUUCACUGGAGGUCUUUGUUCAUGCAAAGAUUAUUGGUGA